UUGGGGCAUUUGAGGUUCAAUAUAUUGCUUAAGGGAUUAAGAGCUUGGCCAUCCUGGCUAUUCCUGGGAGUUGAGUCUGCGACCUUCACAUUAGGACCCCUGCUGGUCAUCUGUGUUCCUUUUUCCACUGAAGGGGAAUUCCUUGAGAGAAACAUGACAAUCCCCUGGAAUCCUUGGUGUGUGCAGAUGUUUGUAACAUCAGAAUGCUUAAAUGACGCUACAUGAUUGAGUUGUCGAUCGCAUUGUGACUCAUGUUUUGGGGUGACUUUGAUACAUUUUUAAUCCUUUGUUUGCUCUUCCUGCUAUCUAUUGGUACAAUUUCUUUAACUGAAAUACAUAAAGGAAUCGCCCUGCAAUGGGCUGGCCCCCCAUCCUGGGUUGUUCCUCGCCUUGUGCCUGUAGCUUCCGGGAUAGGCUCCGGACCCCCUGCGACCCAGAAGGUCAAGCAGUUUGGGAAAUGGAUGGAUUUAUUAUUAAUCAUUUAAUUAGUUACUUAUUUAACAAUUGAAUUAUCCUAUUGAAGUAUUUGUAGUGUUUCUCAUCUAGAUCACUGAUUUUCAAAUCGUUCCAGCGCAAAUACUACACACAUGGAAAAACUAUACGUCUCAUGCAGAGGACUUGUGUAUAUAAACGUUUAGGACAGGAAAAAACAACUCGAACUCGAUUGCUGAUGUUAUGAUUGUGGUAAGAAAACGUGCGAAUAUACAUAUCAAAUGUUACAACCCGAGGUUUUUCUGUGAGAAUUUUUGUACCAAGUUAAUCAGAGCCUUAACCACGGCUUUUCUUUGUAAACUACGAACAGGAGUGACCUCGGGGUACUGAGUGGCAGCAUACAUCAUAGUGAAAAGAUAACUUCCUAUUUAUAACUAGUUUUUUUGGUAAAGAACCCACACAAUUUAUCCCAAUGUGUUCAUACGGUUCUCCGAUCGCCAGCACAGGGAGCAAGGGAGUAGGCAGAAUACGUUGGUAACGCUUUACAAUCAGCUGACAAGUAUGACAAGAUUGGCAGUAAGGCUUCACAACAGCCUUAAUGUUCGGCAGUUAAAAUGCUUAAAAACCCGGGUUUGAGUUUUCCUGUUCCGUUUAGACGUAGGUGACAAAAUUUGCGGUUCGCACUCGAUAGCUGGGGUUUUGUAGGUAGUUUUGGCAGUGGUCACUCCUGGGGGGUAGAAUUCACGAAGCAGGGGCCUGUACUACGAAGCAGGGUUACUGGCUUAUCGGAGUAACUUGUCGGAUUUAAGGUGGUCUUGGCAAAAUGUAAGGGAACGAUUAUGAAGUCCAUUUAAAUUGAUACAUUAAGUCAGACAGGUAACCCCUCUUCGUAGUACAGGCCACAUGAUUUCUCGGUUAGCUGGGUUUAACUUGUCUAGAAGUCAUGAUUGUCCAAUAGAAAUGCUGCUUACCUAAACUCAAUCUUAUUGGACAAUCAUGAGUUCUUACUAAGUUAAACCCAGCUGAGAAGUCCUGCUUUGUGGAACACAGCCCUGAAGUAAUUAAUUAUUGUUCGUUGUAUGUGCUUUGAUAUUUAAAAAGUAUAAGAAUAUAAAACGAAACCCUUCGUUUCACUGGUGUUCCCUUAUCCUAUUGCCCUUCCCAUUCCAUUCAGAAAAGCCUCAGCCGUAGACUGGGGAUCGCAACACAAAACAGACAACAUGGAAAACUACAUAUACACUAGGAACUGAAGCUAUAUUGAAAUCCUUGCGAUGUUUGGCAACAGCACCGUGAUUUGGGGUGUUUUUCCAUAUUUGUGUGUAAUUAAAAAUACUCCCACUAGACGUCAGCAGUGCUCAAAUAUCCAAAACGCAAUUUCUAACUUUGUUCUACAGUGCGCAGUAAUGCAACAGUUGCGGUUGGCUUUUGAAAUGUCUGAUUCUAGAGCAAAGAAUGUACCUAACUGAAACUAAGUAACUGUGUUUUGUAAGGUUUAUUUUACAAAGUUUACGCGACAGGCUUCCUAAUUAAAACAUGCACAUCUGCUAUAAUUAUGUAUACACUGAAAAUGGAGGUGAUGACAUUUUAAUCGUUAUUUUUCAUAUGAAAGUAGAAUAAUUAGCUAUUUGCAGUUUGAGAUUGUGUUAACUAAGAGAGCUGAUCUGUGUAAUGUUAUUUUAGUGCACCGCUUUUACCCAACUAUACGUACUGGGAGUUACACAGCUAUCUAUAUCAAGUGAACCAGUAGAUGAUAAUACGAGCUGUCUAAUUCCAAAGGUUUCCAAAUAACAGCCAGAACAGUGAGUUUUCCCAAACUGCGGUUUCUGCCGUUAGUUCAAAUGUACAGGUUAUAGGCCUACUGGCAGAAUACUGCGCAACUAACUGUAUAUGUGAGAUUUUAAUGAAAUUACAUCAUCUGAUAUAUUCCACCACAUUAAAGCUUCUAGCUGAAAUAACUCCAGUAAAACAGAACAAGAGCAAAAAUGUCUUAGCUGUAGAUUUCUUAUACAUUGUAAUCGGAACAGAUCGGCCCUACUGUAUUUACUUUGCCAAAGUCUGAGAGCGAUAAGCAGGAGCCAGCGAUGACCUCAGGUCUUUGCUGCACAAGACGAGCAAGGCGACUGUUAUCUUCUACAAUUAGUACUACUACCGUACAAUGCAGUCAUAUAGGCAUAACAUGUUCACAUAUUAAAUUUACAAUGCAAAAUACUGAAAAGGAACUUUAAACAGGCCUGUUGUAGGGUAUCAUCAUGGUGUACUGGUUUAUGCAGACGGAAAGAAACUUUGAAGGUGCCUGUGCGUGUGUGUAUGUGUGUGUAUAUAUAUAUGAGAGAGAGGGAGUUAAAUAUAAUUCAGUCUUUCCAUUCCUUUACAUUCGAAAACAAUUAAACGCAUCAGCGGAAGUACAGCUUCAAACUUACUCUAUUCCCUGAAUGAUUUGAUGAUAGUUAUCUGAAUAAUACUCACAUUUGACCGCAAAUAACGUGGGCAUUUCUUUAUGCUUAGUAGCUGGAUUGCGUAAUAUACGCGCCAUUCGGGUGUUUUCUCACUGUUUACCGUUAACCUCUUUUCUCAAAUUUCUUUGUGUUCUACAGAUUGUACAACAUGACUGUCAUAAUUACAACACGUAGUUUUUUUUAAUAAAAUAAGAUUAAUGUAACAGCUUUAUAGCCGCUGCUGUAUCUAUCUUUAUCUUUUAUUUUUUGAGGAAAGAUUACAGAAAAUUUUAUUCGACAUUUCCCCCGAAAAUAGCUGCCUUUUACCCAUUUCAUAAUUUGUACAGAGAUGGAAACAGCAGUUUUUUCUGCGUUUGUUUUCUUAAAAAAAAAAAAACUUCUAAUUACUAUAAUAGGGGAGUGACUUAGUCCAGCAAAAUAUUGCAAGGUCGCUGCACACGCAGCCCUUAUUUUUAAAAAAGCAUUUAAGGUGGUAUGGCCCAUCGCGGUAAACAAUGUGGGCGGGUCUCUACACCUAUAUUGUUGAACGGUACAAUUAUACGUAGCAAAUACACUGCGUGCAUGUUCUGAAUUGCAAAACUGUCUGUGCAUUCCCGAGUCAGUGUAAUUAAGACUACGUGAUAUACCAGUUGACUCGUUUACAGUUUUCUAUCAAUGCAGAUCUGAGUCGGACGUAUUACUCACUGCGCUGCACCCGAUCGUCUUUUCUGCAGCUAGAGGGGGGAAAUCGACAGGGACACCUUAACAGAAGUGAGCUGUGCCUCCACCGUCGGCGCGGACCAAUCACAGGCUGCUGUCUGUUUAAAUACACUUUCUUUGCAACUAGGUUCAAUCGCCAUAUUGGGCACUGCGAAGGCUCGUCUUUUUGCUUUGCUCCUACUAGAAGACGGAAUUGACAGGAGUGGCUUUUUCUUUUUUUCUAGCAAUCACACUUUGUUUUGAUGAUCCUUGCAGAUUUACUUCUACUCUCUCUGGCUCUGCUCGGCGGCUCAUUUUUUCGCAUGGUUCACAUGCGUGGGCGCUAACGCACCGCAUCAGAGCUAUAUAUAUAUUUUCUGUUUUGAAUACGCCGCAGCGCGGAGGAAAUUCGUGUUUUUUUUCCUCCUAGUUGUUUGUUUUGCUUCGCUUCGUCCUUCUCGCGAUGUCAGAUGUCCGUCUCUCGAGUAGCCCUACGCUGGAGAGGAUGGACGUCCGACUAUCCGAUCAUUCGAAGUCCCGUGCUUGCCGGUGCCUCUUCGGUCCAGUCGAUCACGGCGAGUUGAAGAAGGAGCAGCAGGAGCUCCAGCGGCUCCAGGAGGAAACGGCAGCUCGAAAAUGGAAUUACGACUUUGCCAGGGACCGGCCGCUGGCCGGCGGCGCCUACGACUGGACGGCUGUGGACAGCUGCGACCUGCCAGAGUUUUACAGUCGGGGGCAUCCCGGCGCCAGAGCCGCACUCCCCUCGGCGAGCGCCGCAGACGCGGAUCUACGAGGCCAGAGCCACUGUCAGGAGGGCGACGCGAAAGGGUCGCCGGAGGCACCUGAAAAGCCGGACGAGCAGAUGGAUUAUAGAAACCCGCGGGAGAAAUCCAUCACAAGGAAAAGACCAGGAAGCAAAGAGUCCCCUCCACAGAGUAAAAAAUCACGCAGGCUUUUGGGCGAGAGCAGCCAGUGUCCGGCGGUGCCGCUGGAAGUGACACCGAGGAAGUCCAAAACGUGAGGUUUCUACAGG
Brienomyrus brachyistius is the source of this 4599-nucleotide messenger RNA. Its product is annotated as cyclin-dependent kinase inhibitor 1B-like. The record is from RefSeq and is a predicted model, not a curated record. Gene Ontology annotation, cellular component: cytoplasm; nucleus. The transcript has 2 exons. Lineage: Eukaryota; Metazoa; Chordata; Actinopteri; Osteoglossiformes; Mormyridae. Gene Ontology annotation, molecular function: protein-folding chaperone binding; cyclin-dependent protein serine/threonine kinase inhibitor activity. Bases 4030 to 4587 code for a protein of 185 amino acids. Gene Ontology annotation, biological process: negative regulation of cell population proliferation; regulation of cell cycle; G1/S transition of mitotic cell cycle.